GGUGUGGUAAUUGCUGGGAAAAAUCACUGUCCAACUUUCUUUCAUUUCGUUUUUCUCAGGUGACUUCUUUCGUUCACUUCUGGAAGGUACAGCAACCAUUCUGAGCUCAGAAUAUUACCAGUAAAAUGAAAGGAAAUAUUUUAUUUCUCUGUGGCCUUCUGCUGAUGAUCAAUUGUGCUGAUGGUUUUGAGGAAGGUUUCAUCAGACUGGUAGGAGGUCAAGAUGAAUUUGAGGGCCGUGUUGAGAUCUUCCAUGAUGGAGCGUGGGGAACAGUGUGCGAUGACAACUGGGACAUUAAUGAUGCAAAAGUUGUGUGUGAGCAGCUUUUUUAUCCUGGUGCAAAAGAAGCUCUGGGAUCAACAUUUGGCGAAGGAAGUGGACAAAUCUGGAUGGAUGACUUGGCCUGCACUGGAAAUGAGAUAAGCCUGCAUCAGUGCAACUUUUCUGGAUGGGGAGUCAACAACCGUGGCCAUUCUGAGGAUGCAGGAGUGAGGUGUGAAAUUGGACCUGGGUUUAACAAGACGGACCUUGGGUACACUUUGGACCACAAUGCAACCCUCCCUGGGCAGCUGGGGGACCUGUUCGACAGUGCAGAAGACUGUGACUUGAACAUACCGGUGAUGGUGGACAACGAUACUGUGGAGUCAGUCUGCGUACACAGGGUCAUACUCUCCUUGAAUCCAGACCUCAAAGCUUCACAGCCGGACUUCCGCAGACUCAGCAUUAGCGUUGCUUCUGACUGUAGUCAAUAUGCCAGGACGUUUCUCAGGUACUUCUACACAAGAGAAAUUAAAUUCACAUUAAACUCCUCCUACUGCAUAAUCAAGAUGGCUCAUGACUGGGGCCUGGGAGAACUCCAGGAUGAGGCGGCAACGAUUUUCAGGGAGUUUCUACCUGAAGACUCCACUUUCCAGAGCCAGAUCUCUGUCUGGCAGUACGCAGAGGUCAUCAGUGACGAGACUCUAAAAGAUGUCUGUCUCCGUUACCUGGCGUGGAACUGUGAGGCCUUGAUCCAUUCUCCAGCCUGGACCAAACUUCCUCUCUCCCUAGUCGAAGCCCUUCUUUCACGCUCAGACAUUUUGGCUCAUAAUGAAACCGUGCUCUUGCACGGGCUGGAGAAAUGGGCGGCAGCGCAGGAAAACACCACCAUUCCUAAGACCCUUUUGAAGCGUAUCCGCUUCCCGAUGAUACCAGCCAAGGACCUACACAGACUGGACGGUUCGCAGUAUCGUGUCAGCAAGCUGCAGGGCUUUGAGUUUAAUGCUCUGCCCGUCACCUUGCUGCUCAGAGACCUGACGGAGAAAGGAGACAUCUAUACGCCCAGGAUUUACACCGGAGAGACAUGGAGCUUCACGUUCAGCGUUCAGGAGAUCAGAGCCUACACGAAUUCUGGCUUCCACGUUUUUAAGGGCCAGCGGACCAGUAGCCUCACAUCGGACUUCCAAACAGCCGUUCACCGCAGUUCUUACUUUGCGUUUCAAAGCAUACUCUGGAGAGUGACGGUAUAUGUCAGUGAGAACGACUGUACGAGAGAAAGUGUGAGCUGCUCCUCUCUGCCAGCAGUAAGCCUAAAGAUUCAAGAAAGGCAGAGUAACUUACCCCGUGAGAUGGUUGACCGUAUUGGUUACAGAAAUAAGAUUGUAGCAAGGUGUCAAGGGAGGUAUGUUUUUCACGUUGACGAAUUUAAUUCUGUUGACAGCGACAACCCCAUAUUUAUUCCCAGCCUUGCAGAUCAGACUUUCCCUUGCCACUCAGUGUUCUCUUACCAGGUGGUGGUGCUUCCUUACUACCUGACAGACUAGGUUUGGUAUUCUCAUGGUAACCAAGCAAAUAUGGGGCAGCAAAUUGUUCUGUAUGACUUCCACAAGCCUCUUUAGUAUUUACACACGGCAUUACAUCAAAGAACUGCCUACCAAACUUGUCUAAUAUGGAUUUUAAGACCAUUAGAUGAUUAGAUAUUUGGCCACCUUGUGACGAUUCGGUUCUGGUAUAUGUUAUUAUUUUGGUUAAGUUAGUUUUCCUGUCUUAGAUUAGUUUGUAUUGUUUUCCUGUCCCUGUAUUAGUUCUGGUUUUCAUCAUGUGCUCUGUUAGUUUCUGCUUUAUUUUCUUUCUUAGGUUUGGUCCUUAUGUUAUUUGGGUUUUGUAUUUACCUAGUUUAGCUUCUGUUCCCUUCCACUGGUCCUGGCAGCUCCCUCAGUCACUUCCCACUCCUUGAUCACUUCCACCUGUUCUGAUUAAUUAGUUUUACUCGGUUUUGGACUGCCAUACUGACCAUUGAGCCUGCCUGUCCCUGUCUUGCCAGUCUGAGAGCAAUAAAACGUCUUUAAAACAUA
Molecule: messenger RNA, 2333 nt
Organism: Fundulus heteroclitus (mummichog)
Lineage: Eukaryota; Metazoa; Chordata; Actinopteri; Cyprinodontiformes; Fundulidae
Product: galectin-3-binding protein A
Exons: 6
Coding region: 126-1802 (558 amino acids)
Cellular component (GO): membrane
Source: RefSeq, a predicted model, not a curated record